AUGAUUUUUCUCCUCAUCCUCUCCGCAAUUUCCCUCCUUCUCUUCUACAACUACUACUACAAGCGUCGCAAUCUCCCACCCGGCCCCGCUCCCCUCCCACUUCUCGGCAAUGUCCUCGAAUUGAUAAAACAAGAGCGUUGGGAGGACAAGUUCCUAGAAUGGAGUCGAGAAUACGGCUCCACGUUCACCUACUGGCUCGGCGAAAUGGCAUUCGUGGCGGUUUGCGAUUACAGCGACAUGCAGAAUUACUUUGUCAAGAACGCGGAGAUCUUUUCGGACCGUCCGCGCAAGAAGAACAUCCUGCACACGUAUCGGGGCGGCUCCGACGGCGUCGCCAUGGCGAAUGGCGAGGAGUGGAGGGAGCAGCGGCGAUUCGUGCUGAAAGUCUUGAGGGACUUUGGGCUGGGGAAGAAUCAGAUGGAGGAGAGGGUGAGUUAGCAACGUUAGAGGUUUCAGUCUGUCGGGAAAAUAAUGAGCAUUCUGUCGCGUCGGAAAUGGCAUCGCGACAGUGAAUUAAGAAAAUAAAUUGUGUCGUGGUAAAAUAUUAUAAAAUAAAAUUGCUUUUCACUUCAGCGAUCGGCGCACGCCAAAAAAUUCUUUCAGAAAAUUGAAAAAGCAAGGAAUCCCGGAUCAUUCAUUUUUUGCGAAGUGCCACGGAAUCAUCGAGUUAGAAAAUUUUUUUCUCUUCGAAAAAGAUUCCUUGUUUUUUCACUUUUUCUUUGACGUGCGGCGCAGCGACAUUGUGCUCAUUAUUUCCCCGACAGACUGAUAGCCGAGACAAAAAAUUAUGAUAAUUUGCAAAGGGCAGCUUUGGCGCGUGGCUGCCAAAACCGCGAAAAAGGUGCUUUGCACAGUGCGUUUUCGUUCUUUUUUGCUUACGUCGCACGAUUCCCAUUUUUCGCAGCGGCAAAUCAUUUUUUUUCACAGCGACAAAAGUUGGGGCUGCGAUAAAUUCUCAAGCCUUUUUUGUGGGCAUCCGAGACAAAAAAAAAUAUUUUUUUAAUAAAAAAAUUGAUAAUUUUGUGAUCAUAAAAAUGAAAAAGAAUUUACUAGUCUGUCGGGGAAAUAAUGAGCAUAAUUUCGCUGCGCCAAUCGCGUCGCUGAAGUGAAAAGAAAUUUGAUUUUGUCGCGACACAAUUCAUUUUCUUGGUGAUGCGAUUUUCGACGUGACAGAGUGCUCAUUAUUUUCCCGACAGAUUAAUCCGUGCCCCUGUCUCAUAGCUCUCUUCAUUUCCAAUUUGAACGACUUUCCCGCCUUAGCAGACGCAAUCAAAUCGUAUCUCCGACAAUUCCCUUGUAAAAUACAGUGGGGGACCUGAUCCAGUGGCAAAAAACGUACCAUUUUGCAUCCAGGAAGCAUCAAAAAAUGUGGCAAAAUACCUCCCUCUCCAAGUGAAAAAUCUCAGAUUUCAAAAGCGUGCCUGCUCGUUUUGUGAGGGAGCCCUUCAAAAAGAAGGGUUUUAUUUGGAGAGGGAAGCAUUUUGCCACAUUUUUGAUGCUUCCCGGAGUCAAAAAUGUACGUUUUUGCCACUGAAACGGGACCGUCACUGUACACUCAUUCUCUUGAUUUCCCACCAACCUUUCAGAUCACCGUAGAGCUCCAACUCCUCCUCGAACGCAUCAACAACGAGCUGCCUGCCGACGAAAUCGACCUCUUCAAGUUCUCGGACAUGGCGGUCGGCUCCAUCAUCAACAACAUUGUCUCCGGCUACCGGUUCACCGAAGGCAAAGAGGAUGAGUUCUAUCGGCUCAAAGAGUUGGCCUGUCGUUUGGUGAAAGCGUUUGCGUCGCCAGCCGCGAAUUUGGUGUUGAAUUCGUCGAAAUUGAUGCGAAUUCCGAUCAUAAAUGAGAAAGCCAAGGAGAGGGUUGAGCUAAUGCUCGCUUUUUACGAGUUCUUCACAAUGCAAAUCGACGCGCAUUUGAGGGAAAAUGAUUACACGCAGGAGCUGGAGCCGCACGAUUACAUUGAUGCCUUCCUAAUCGAACGGCAGAAGAGGAUUCAGAAGGUCGGUUAAGGGCCAAAAAUUUUUUUGCAAAGGUCUCAAGAGGAGGGUAUUUUACUACAGUAAUGUUGGGUUAUUGUAGUUUUCGAUUUUUUUUUGGUUUUUAAACAUUUUUUUUGAUUUUGAGCCAGAUUAUCGAAAAAAUAAAAUUUUUUUUUACAAGUAAAGUAGCACCAAGUGCGAUGCUCAGAUUUUCUUGAAAUUUUGCACAUAUGUUGAGUAUAGGUGACAUAUCAAUUCCUCCAAGUUUUAGCUCGCGCUUUGCAGGCGCAGCCGAGAUAUUCAAUAAUCUUUCCCGACGAGAGAGUACACGAAAACCGGAGAGCAAUUAGAGAAAAAACGGUUUUUGGCCAUUUCUUUGCCAGUUUUGUGCGGAAAAACGAAUUUUUUGUGGGAAAAUUAGCGCUGUGCGUUAGAAAUUGCCAUGAAAUUUUUCAUACAAAAAUUCGCAAAAAAGCGAUUUUUUCCGACUUUCGAGUUAAAAAUCUCUGUUCUUCCUUCAAAUUGCAAACUGAGAACCCCCAAUAUACCUUGUUAGGCAAUGAUAGUCUAAAUUUGUGGUACUUCCUAUCUGUCUGUCGGGAAAAUAAUGGUCGUCUCGCUGAAUCGAAAAGAAAUUUGAUUUUCCCGCGACACAAUUGGUUUUCUCAGCGGCAAUGCGACUUUCGCUGCUAUAGAGUGCUCAUUAUUUUCCCGACAGACCGAUUUUGCCUUCCCAAUCCAUCUUGGAGUUUUCAGAACGGAACCGAAGGCUAUUUCACUCUGGCCGCCGUCCGCAACAUUUGUCUCGACUUGUGGGUCGCGGGACAAGAGACAACCUCCUCAACGAUGAACUGGAUCAUCGCCUAUAUGAUCCGCUAUCCGGAAGUUCAGGAGAAAUUGCAAAAAGAGCUGGACACUGUGAUUGGAAGCGGCCGGAUUGUCGGCAACUCCGAUAAAAUGAACUUACCCUAUGCCAAUGCUGUUAUAAUGGUUGGUUCUUGAAAUUUACAAAAGAUUUUCAAUUUUAGGAGUGUCAGCGAUGCUGCAACUUGGUCGCACAGAACCUUCCACGAGCUGUUAGUGAAGACGUGCAGUUUGAUGGAUACGUUUUCAGGAAAGGAACAAUUGUCAUCCCGCAAAUCUCAGUGCUUUUUAGAAACGAAAAGGUGAGAUAGCAGAGAGAUAUCAGUCUGUCGGGAAAAUAAUGAGCACUCUGUCGCAUCGAAAAUCGCAUCGCCGGCGAGAAAAUGAAUUGUGUCGCGGAAAAAUCGAAUUGCCUUUCACUUGAGUGAUGUGACUCAUUAUUUUCCCGACAGACUGAUAUCCGUGUCUUGGUUAGUUAUUUUUAUAAAGUGCAUAGACAUUUUUCGCCGUCGCACAGUGCAUUUCAAACUUUUUCUCACGCUUGUCGCUAACGCACAGUGCAUUUCCUCUUUUCGCGCAGUGCAAACCACAAAGAUGCCGUUUGCACUGUGCAAACGACCGCUUCUGCCUCCUAAUUGGUAAAACUUUGUUGGAACUCUGCGUUACGUUUAUGUAAUUAAUAUGUGGCGGACCUGAUCCAGUGGCAAGAAACAUAGCAUUCUGCUUCCGGGAAGUAUCAAAAAAUGUAGCAGAAUGCCUCUCUCUUCAACUGAAAAACUCCGUUUUGAAGGGCUUCUUCACAAAAACGGCGGGUGCGUUUUUGAAAUCGGAGUCUUCUCACUUGGAGAGGGAGGCAUUUUGCCACAUUUUUUGAUGCUUCCGGGAUGCAAAAUGGUAUAUUUUUGGCCACUGGAUCAGGUCCGCCACUGUAGGACUUUCGCAUAUCUCUUCAGUUUUACUGUUAGAACGGACGUGAUGGACUCCUUUUUUCCGAUAUUAAUGCGACAGACAUUCUGUUGGGUUGUAGAAAAAGAUUGAUUUGUUUUCGAAUCUUUUGACAUGACGUUCCCGAGAGAAACAUAAGAAUAUUAUGGUCACUUUAAUAGACAUGCACUGUGAGAAAACAAAAGUUCAUUUUGCACUGUGCAUGUCGCCGAAAUAACUCCAGCGGCUUUACGGACCGAAAAGACAGUGCCUUACUUUUUUCAGGUCUUUCCCGAGCCCCUGAAAUUCAAUCCCGACCGAUUUAUCGACCAGAAUGGGAAGCUGCGACAAGUGGAAGAGCUGAUUCCAUUCUCGCUGGGCAAACGGAUCUGCUUGGGCGAGGGAAUGGCCCGAAUGGAGCUGUUCAUCUUCACCGCCAACCUCUUCAAUCAGUACAAGUUUUCGGCCGGAAAAGUCCCGCCAAGCCUGAAGAAAGUCAAUGGCGCUUCCACAAUGAUCGAGCCUUUCAAUUGUAAAGUCUCUUUAAGGCGACAGUAA
Molecule: messenger RNA, 4331 nt
Organism: Bursaphelenchus xylophilus (pine wood nematode)
Lineage: Eukaryota; Metazoa; Nematoda; Chromadorea; Rhabditida; Aphelenchoididae
Source: the annotation of a GenBank genome assembly